Messenger RNA from Filobasidium floriforme, 1770 nucleotides. RefSeq lists its product as uncharacterized. The record is from RefSeq and is a predicted model, not a curated record. Bases 1 to 1770 code for a protein of 589 amino acids. The transcript is spliced from 7 exons. Lineage: Eukaryota; Fungi; Basidiomycota; Tremellomycetes; Filobasidiales; Filobasidiaceae.
AUGCCCAACGACGAUCUUUCCUUUGACAGCGCAAACUCUGACCGUUCCAAAGAAUUCACUGCAAGUCUUGAAAGUGGCGCCGGAAUAGAUUCCUCCACCAAUCCUCCUCAGAACAGCGAAAAGUCUUUGGAUUCUGUCAAACCCAAAAAGACCAUGAAGCACCUUGGAUAUUGCGAAUCAAGACGCGUCGAGUUCAGUCGCGAAAAUUUAAUUUAUUGCACGUUUGCCCCCGGGCUGCAAUUCGAGUGGAACUACUCUCGGCGAUACCCCUGGCAACCUGAACCCGGAUCGUUCCACGAGUUCGAAAAUUGCGAUUUUUUUCAGUUGCGCAACGACGUGAAGAAGAUUCGCGACUGGAACCAGGCCAACAAGGAGAAAGAUCCGGAAGACCCGAUCAUAGCCGCGUGCAAUGACUUCCUCGAAAUGUACAACAACCGCGAGGACAUGCCCUCGAAAGAGGUAUACCUUGCGUCGUUACAGAUCGAGGAGAAACACUCAUUGUCUGAUGCAGAACGAUUGCUGGCUGCAGCCUUCAGUAGCAGCCCCGAUACUAGUGGCGGGUCGGCUACUCUCGACCGGGAGUCAAACCAUGACACGGAGAGGGUACCAAUGGUGGUGUACUCAUACAAGGCAGAAACCAUGAUCUAUACGUUUCUUUCGAUAGAAAUGCUGAGAGAGGGCUUUAGCACGUGGGGAACAAACAAUAAUAUAGCGCAGCGUGGCUUUGCCAAUUCGACGCGCUGGUCGCAGCUUCUUGGCGAACCCCUAGGUUUGUUGUCAUGCCACAGCCAAAAGCUAGCACGAACAAAGUCGGGCAUCGCCCAUAUAAGUGAUCCCGAGCUGAUACCGCUGAUAAUCCCGUCUGACCUCGGAAGGGACAUGACUGGUGCGGCCAAGGCCACCACAAGUAUCAUCACGACAUUGACAAUCUGGCAUCCCGCACCCACAAGAACCAUUUAUUCUCCAUUGAGCUUAUCGCCAAGAAUCAUGGACGGAAAUCUUCCUCCCCUUACUGGAAGUGGUACUGCUGCGCCCAGUAUCGUUGUGAAUUCAUCGAUGGAGGAAUCUCAGCUCACUGUUGGUACCAACGCCUGGAAAGAUAUAUACGGGAACUGGCAUGCCAACAGGUCAUACGACACACCUACGCCAAGCCCAGUGGGAAGCAGAGCCGAGACGACCGCGUCGAAGUCCGAAUCAUAUGUGAAUUCCAGAGGAUAUGAAUCGGAUGAUGACAUCGAUCUCGCAGCCGAUCUAAAAGAGGCGAUGACCGUCGAGGAAGCAAAAGCCAUUCUAGAAGUCUCGGCGCUUCCGUCAGACUACAAGUUCGUUUUUGCUCUAGACCCGUCGAACCGUAAAGUCUACUUCGUCGUCAAGGGGCAGGAAAAACUGUUUGGACCCGGAGAGGAACGCAGCACGCUCGAGACUCGCUGCAAUGUCACAAUGCGGCUUGAAGAGCGCCCUAUCAGGGAACGCGCUCUGGAUCGCCUGAUCUAUGACCACAUGCUUGGGUUAGAGGAGGACGAUUGGGUGCAUAGUGAGAACUGGGAUGCAUAUUUGCAACAGCAUGAGGAAGAAAGGGAGGGGUACUCACCGGUUAGUGAGGCGGACUCGUCGGAUGAUGAGGCGGAAUACAUGUGCACAGACGCAGGCUCUCAGAUCUUGGUUGGCGAUAGUAUGGCAACUUUGAGGCCGAUCCAGCCGCGGAAGCGCGGACGUUCGACCAGCCAAGAUGCCCCUCGGAAGAAGGCUCCUAAUGAGACGGAAACAUAA